AGACAUACACUGCUGAACUACUUGGGCUACCGCGUGAUGUGUGCCCUGGCGGCGUUCUUGCCGACUCGCGCGCAGUCACUUUCCAAGCUGCAGUGGGAGCGCCAGCUCGGCUACCGCGAACUGCCAGAGCGCUGGCGCGUCUGCCUGCGCACCGUCGAUGCCGUCAUGUCGUUGACCAUGCACGCAUUGCAUUUCGAACACUACGUCAAGAAAAACUCGCUCAACUUCAAAAACCACUUCUCCAAGUUCACCGGCGUAGUGUCGGCCUUCAGCAGCUUUUUCAGCGACUACGCGAAGUCACGGAUAGACGAUUACGCAGUGUGCAACUACAAGCUGGAGAAACUUCGACUCGAAAGUUUCGCUCCGAAUAUUUCCAAAGCGCUCAACAUGGACAUUGGCUUCUACGAUGGGGUUCCCUUUGUAGAUGACGGCAACGCUCUGGAGGGCUACUACGUGACACGCUCGUACGUCAGCCGCUCACUCUGGGACGCUGCGUUGAACGGCACCGAUAUUGGAUGGAGACGCUCCGUCUUCGACUUGUCCUGCACGUACGACCCUUCGAGGAACGUCUUCGAGCUGCCCUUGAGUCUUUUCCACGAGCCGUUCUUCUACAAUGACGACACGCUGCCGUUCGAUGAUCCCAGGGUGACAUUUCGAAUAGGAAGAGAGCUCGCUAAGGUCUGUCCUCAGAAUGGCAUAAUGUACGACCCAGAGCGGAACCGUGCCGUGUGGCAGGAGCCUCCAGGCGGCAGCAACGGUACCAUGGCCGACGACGUACGCUGCCUCGUGGAGCAGUACGCUAACUUCACCGUGCGCGAACUAAAUCUCACGGUGCUGGUCGCCCUCGAUGACGCCAUCUAUGUGUGCGUAUUUCUCAGUGCCACGGAGAUGACGCUGGACGAGGCGAAAGGAUGA
Messenger RNA from Rhipicephalus sanguineus (brown dog tick), 915 nucleotides. RefSeq names its product neprilysin-4-like. The transcript is spliced from 9 exons. Gene Ontology annotation, molecular function: metalloendopeptidase activity. The record is from RefSeq and is a predicted model, not a curated record. Bases 37 to 915 code for a protein of 292 amino acids. Gene Ontology annotation, biological process: proteolysis. Lineage: Eukaryota; Metazoa; Arthropoda; Arachnida; Ixodida; Ixodidae.